This is a messenger RNA of Scutellospora calospora, 484 nucleotides long. Lineage: Eukaryota; Fungi; Glomeromycota; Glomeromycetes; Diversisporales; Gigasporaceae. The record is from the annotation of a GenBank genome assembly.
AUGUUAGUCUGUCCCAGUAAUGAUUUACUAUUACAAAAUGAUGGUCGAAAUGCUCGAAGUUCCAGUAAUGAUUUACUAUUACAAAAUAAUGAUCAGAUUCUAGCUAUAAACAAUCCUUUACAUAAUUUUUAUCAAAGUUCAUCUGAGUUUAAUCUAAAUUUGGAAGAACCUAUGAGUACUUACCAAGAAUGUGAGAACAAUUCAGAAAAUUGUAAUGACUUUGAUGAUAAUUUAGAAGUUGAUAAAUUUGGAAAUAGGUUAGAAUAUGAGAAUGAAUUGGUGGAUAGCUUAGAGUAUGAAGACAAAUUGGUGAAUAGCUUGGAAAGUGGUAAUGAAUUUGAGGGUGGUUUAAGUGAAGAUGAGUUUAUGACUAGGUUGGAGUAUGAUGAUAAAAAUAUAUUAGAAAUUUAUGAUAAUUAUGAUAAUGGAUCAGAGAGUGAUAGUUAUAUUUCAACAACAUAUACAAGUUCCAUGGAUAAUGAAG